This is a messenger RNA of Cryptococcus wingfieldii CBS 7118, 3042 nucleotides long. RefSeq lists its product as hypothetical. The record is from RefSeq and is a predicted model, not a curated record. Lineage: Eukaryota; Fungi; Basidiomycota; Tremellomycetes; Tremellales; Cryptococcaceae. Bases 1 to 3042 code for a protein of 1013 amino acids. The transcript is spliced from 6 exons.
AUGAACCCACCGAUGGACAGCAACUCCCUCCAACAGCAGCAUAUGGUUAUGAUGGGUCAGAACGGCCAACGCAUAGCCUUUGAUCCCAAUAAUAUGUCGGACGAACAUCGCGCCAUUUUCGAGGGUCAGAUCCGGUUGCAACAGGCCCAGCAACAAGCUCAGGCUCAGCAGCAGGGGCGAGAAGCGAAAGUCGCUGGCCAACGGACACUUGGAGUGGCCACCCCUCAGCAGACGCCGAGGCAUAUGAUGCAGCACCCACAGCUUCUCCAGAGCCUCCAAGGUCAGGGGAUCCGGCAGGUCAUGACUGCCCAGGGGACAGUCAUGUUUCUCGAUACCCAGGGCCGCCAGGUUCAUAUCAACCAAGGCUGGCAGGGCGACCCCCGGCAACCGAUGACAAUGCAGCAACAGCAGUCGAUGACUCAACAACAGCAUCACGCUAUGCAGCAGCAACAACACUUGAUGGCGCAAAUGCAGCCUCAAAUGCAACAACAACAACAGCAGCAGCAGCCCCAACAGCAACAGCAAAUGGCUCAACAGCUGUAUACUCCUCAGCAAACGCAGAUGAUGCAGAGGCCUCAAGUCAUGCACCAGCAACAGGCCUUGCAAAAUCAGCAAGCUGCCCAGCAGCGUGCGUCUCAGCCGCCUUCUGUCCGGCCGCCUGCCGCGUCUUUACCCACGCCGAGCCUGCUCCAAGUGCCCCCGCCACCGGUCAUGAAACAGAGGCCGGUGCACGAUGCUUCGCGGAGUGCUUCUCCGAUGCCCCCGCACAUGCGCAUGCCCCAGCAGCAACACCCACAACCUGCUACUCAUAUGCAGCCAAGCAUCUCUGCUAUUGCUGGCGUGGGUCAGUCUCCUGCCAUAUUGCCUGCUCGUGCCUCGACAAUCCAACCAUCCAUGUCUGAGAAUCACCUGCAACGGCAAUCUGUCCCUCCUCAGUCCCAUCCCCAACAAGCUGUCGAUCAAACCAUCACUAUUCCGCCUCAGCAAACGCCUCAGCUUGAGCCCAUGCGGUGGUCCAAGACGAUGGUUCUCUCAUCGCAGCAACGGCUGGAGCGGUGGAAACAAAAGACGGCGAGACUUGAAAGCAUGCUCGCGGAUGCCAAGCUUGGGCUGGCCGAGAUGGAGAAGGAAGAGCAGGAUGGGAAAAAACGUGCAGAGAGUCGGGCGACGGAUCCGAAAGCAGAGUUUGAGAGGGAAGUGUUGGGCUAUCUGAGACGAGCGGGGUAUGAGAGCGCGGUGGCUGCAUUGGAGGGCGAGAUGAAGCAAUCGGCGGGUGAGAAGGAAGUCAUCAAGUCGUCGCCCAAAAGCUCGCCCAAUGCCACUGCGCAAGCGAGCUCUUCCACGCCUGCUGAGCCGAAUUCGGCAAAGGAAAUGCCAGAGACAGACUCGAUAUUCGGGACAGAGGUGGAACAGGAGGGGAGGAUGGACGUGGACAAAGAGAAGGCGGAGAAUGGGGAGGCUUCAAAAGACCUGGGCGAGCUGUUUACCUGGUGGAUACUCUAUCAAGACACUCGUGUCCUCCUGGCCAACAAACCGCAUCUUUUCCAGCCUCCAUCAUCGCUUGCCGUCACAUCGGCCCAGCCAGACUCGUCAUCAGCUACUGCCAUCGCCAUCUCGGCCCCUUCCAGCGCCCGACCGCACCCUGGCCAGCAUCUCAACGGCGUUGUACCAAACGAGGCUCAACUGAAGCUGCAACAGGCCGAGGAGAUGAGGCAGGCUCAGCAGGCGCACAUUGCUGCUCAGCAGGAGAGCCUCAGAAGACAGGCUGCAGGGCAAAAUCAAUCUCAACACCAGCAACCUGGCCAACCUCAGCAUCAACCUGAACAAAGGGUUCUGGUGCAGAUUGGGGGCCAGAAUCAUUCUCUCACCCAGGAAGAGUAUCAACGACUCGUUCAGCAGAAUCAACAGCAACAGCAGUUCCUUGCUCAGCAGCAGCAACACCAACAGCAGCAGCAGAUGAUGAUGUCCAAUGGGCAGAUGUAUCCCGGGCAAGUGCAACAUCCGCACUCUUCACCUUCAAAGAGAAAGAGGGAGCUGGAGGAAGCGGCCGCGGCGAACAAGCAUCCGAAGAUCGGUGGGCAACAACCCACCCCGGAAGAGCACAGGAAGCAAGCGAUGGAUCUGGCUAGAUCUGUUUCAGGGCAAAUGACACCCCAGAUGGGUCACAACUAUGAUCCCGACCAGUCACCCGCCGGGCAACUUUCCGACCGACGCACAAGUCUUUCUGAAGCUCAACGGCAGUACGCCGCGACACAGGCAGCCUAUGCUCGCCAAAAUCUCGAGCGCACCAGUGUCGGCAACUCUCCAGCUACUUUCAACGGUGUUUCACCCGCUCAACUCGGACAGUCUCCUAUGGACGGCUCCCCUGCGCAGGGGCACGAUGGCGCCAACGGUAUCAAUCAAGCUCCAACCCCCGCUAGUGCCAAGGGCAAGAAGGGCAAAAGUGCUCUUGUGAUCGACACGGAAGCUACCCCUGCAGAGUCUGACACGCCUCCCUCGGCCACUCCCAGAGGUCGCAAGACCCCCGGUACAGGCAAACGACCACCGAGAGCAGCGGCCGAGAAGACUGUCAAGGGCAAGAAGGGCAAGCGGGGCACUGCAAACAAUGCGACUGGUUCUACCCCGGGUCAAGAGGGUGAAGAGCCACAAACACCGGCGGUGGCUCAGACUCCUGGAUCCACUCAGACACAGGUGUAUCAACUGCCUGCCCAGACACCGUCCGAAGAGCAGCCGCCUCUGGAUCCCCAGUUGACAUCGUCGGCGGUGUCGCAACCGGAUCCAGCACAGAUUCCUGAUCAGUCUCAGCCCCCACAGCCACCUUCACAACAUCAAGGACUUCCACCAAGCCACAACCAGUUCGAGGCACCGGCAUUCGAGUUUGACGACUCGAACGAUCUGUUCAAGAUGCUGGACUUUAGUGGAGGAGAAGGAGGUGGCGGAUUCGACGGCGCAGAUGUGUUCAAUUUUGAUGGCUUCGCAUUCCCCGGCGUCGGCGGCGAAGGGCAGGAAGACUGGCAGGCUGUCGAAAGCUCUUCCAGAUAA